Messenger RNA from Mangifera indica (mango), 954 nucleotides. RefSeq names its product transmembrane emp24 domain-containing protein p24delta9-like. Bases 165 to 806 code for a protein of 213 amino acids. Gene Ontology annotation, cellular component: Golgi apparatus; endoplasmic reticulum-Golgi intermediate compartment; endoplasmic reticulum. The transcript has 4 exons. The record is from RefSeq and is a predicted model, not a curated record. NCBI's taxonomy places the organism in Eukaryota, Viridiplantae, Streptophyta, Magnoliopsida, Sapindales, Anacardiaceae. Gene Ontology annotation, biological process: Golgi organization; intracellular protein transport; endoplasmic reticulum to Golgi vesicle-mediated transport.
CAAUGAACAAAGCAUAAACCAGAAACACAGAUCUCCGCUCGAAACAAUUUCAAAAGUUUACAACUUUCAAACAUCUCCGAACUGUUUGAUCCACCCCCCAAAAAAAAGGGAAAGAAAAAACACAACCCCACUCGGCAAAUUAUCAGUUUUAUCCAAACUCACAAAUGUAUGUAUUAAAAUUUGGCAUAAAAGUAAUUUUUUGUAUUGGGCUCUUGUCAAGAAUUGGAGAAUGCAUGAGGUUUGAUCUGACUUCGGGGAAAACAAAGUGCAUUUCAGAGGAUAUAAAGAGCAAUGCCAUGACUGUGGGAAAAUACAGCGUGGUGAAUCCUAAUGAAGGCAACCCUUUGCCUGAUAACCACAAGCUCACUGUUAAGGUUACAUCGCCUUAUGGGAGCUUUCAUCACCAGGCGGAUGAAGUGGAAUCAGGUAAUUAUGCAUUUACUGCAAGUGAAGCUGGUGACUAUAAUGCUUGCUUUUUUGUACCUGUCCACAACCCUCCUGUAACAGUGACUGUUGAAUUUGAUUGGAGAACUGGUGUUGCUUCUAAGGAUUGGUCUAAGGUUGCUAAGAAAGGCCAGGUUGAAUUGAUGGAACUGGAGUUGAAGAAGUUGUCUGACGCUGUCUCAUCCAUUCAUGACGAGAUGUUCUAUCUUCGUGAGAGGGAGGACGAAAUGCAACAGCUCAAUAGAGAAACAAAUUCCAGAAUGGCUAGUCUUGGUAUUCUUUCGCUGGUUGUUUGCCUAUCGGUUGCUGGAUUGCAGUUAUGGCAUUUGAAGACAUUCUUUGAGAGGAAGAAGCUCCUGUAGAUUUUCCAUGGAAGUUUUUGCAAUGUUGAUGGUUUUUCUUGCUUUGUUGUUGAACAGUCUUAUUCAUUUCAUUCUUCUCUCAAUGUUACAAUAGACAAGUUCUUCAAUUCAGCUUUAGUUUAUAUUGCUGAGAAGUUGAUACAGAAAA